AUGAUCCGAUUCCCCAGUGACUAUCGCACCGUCAUGUCGACCACCGAUGAGCUGAGCACCGAUAGACUGACCCGUCGCACCGUACUCUUGAGCUGCGGCUCAUUCAACCCCAUAACUCAUAUGCACUUAAGAAUGUUUGAAUUGGCAAAAGACUACCUGAGCCGAUACGCCCGGCCCCAGCACGUGGUCGUCGAGGGCAUCAUAUCGCCCACACACGACGCCUACGAGACCGCCAAACGUCUGGCGCCCGCCACACACCGGUGCCGUAUGGUGGAGCUUGGCCUACAGCCCAUGAAUGCCGUCCCACACUGGGUCCGGUGCUCGGACUGGGAGGCCCGGCAGCCGCAAUGGCCGCGCACGCUACCGGCGCUCGACUACUAUAAGAGCCAAUUAGCGCCGGGCGUAGGGCUGAUGUUUUUGUGCGGCGCCGACCUCUUCGAGACGUUCAACGUGCCGGACCUCUGGAGGGAUGAGGAUAUCCGCCGUAUUUGCGCUGAUUAUGGACUUGUGGUGAUCACCAGACAGGGAUCAGAUCCGUGGCGUACGCUCGAGAAGAGUCCCAAAGCGGAUAUUCUUCAGGAAUAUAAGAAUAAUAUAUUUAUAGUCGAGGAGAAGAUCCCGAAUGCCGUGAGUUCUUCGGCGGUGAGGGAAGCGAUUAAGUGUGGGGAUAGUAUCCGGUAUUUAGUGCCCGACCCCGUAAUCCAGUAUAUUAGGGAUAACCACUUGUAUGAGUCGUGA
Molecule: messenger RNA, 738 nt
Organism: Oppiella nova
Lineage: Eukaryota; Metazoa; Arthropoda; Arachnida; Sarcoptiformes; Oppiidae
Source: the annotation of a GenBank genome assembly